Messenger RNA from Rosa rugosa (rugosa rose), 1068 nucleotides. RefSeq names its product protein LURP-one-related 8-like. The coding region runs from base 157 to 786 and encodes 209 amino acids. Lineage: Eukaryota; Viridiplantae; Streptophyta; Magnoliopsida; Rosales; Rosaceae. The transcript is spliced from 2 exons. The record is from RefSeq and is a predicted model, not a curated record.
UACCCACUUACCCUAAAUUCAACUCCGAAUCCAUCUCCUCCAUAUAUAUAUACUCCGACCUACAUGUGUGUAACUUAUAAUACUUAUUCCAUCAACACCUUCAAAAACGCAUAACUGGCUAGCACUCUUAACAUUUCCAAACUUUCAAGCUUUGCGAUGACAAAAGUAUACCCAAAUGGUGCUGCAGCAGCCACGGCCAAUGUCGCCGCCUACGAGGCUGAGCAGAAGCUGAGGGUUUCAGGAUCCGAAGAGGCCACAGUGCUGACGGUGUGGAAGAAGUCGUUGCUGUUGAAUUGCAACGGGUUUACGGUGUUUGACACCAAGGGAAAUCUCGUCUUUAGGGUCGACAACUACUUGUCCGGCCGUAAAGGCGAGAUCGUCCUCAUGGACGCCUACGGCAAGCCUCUCCUCACCAUCCGCCGCAAGAGGCUGAGCUUCGGGGAUAACUGGAUGGUUUACGACGGAGAGACGGCGGAGAAUCCGCGGUUCUGCGUGAGGAAGAACGUGAACAUGCUAAACAACAAGUACUUGGCGCAAGUGAACAACAAGAAGUCGGUGCUGUACCAGGUAGAAGGGUCGUACGCGCAGAGGUGCUGCGCCGUGUACGACGGAAAGAGGAGGAAGGUGGCGGAGAUCAAGAGGAAGGAGGCGGCGGUGGGCGGAGUGGCUUUGGGAGUCGACGUCUUCCGCCUCGUCGUACAGCCCGAUCUCGACACGUCGGUGGCCAUGGCGUUUGUCAUCCUCCUUGACCAGAUGUACAGCUCGUCGUCGUCUUCUAGACGUUAGAUAUUUGAGUCUCAACCACCAUUUUCCCCUUGGUGGAUUCACAUCUUUCCUUCUCUUUCAUUUUCAUGAUCUUGAAUUGUGUGUCCUCAGUCUUCCCCACAUACGCUUCUGUUUUUUCCUCUCUCUCUCUCUCUCUCUCUCUCUCUCUCUCUUUAAAAAAAAAUUUCGGAAAAAAUCAAUGAAGCUGCUUGGUUUUUUCCUUUUAUAUAAAAAACCAGGCUUCAAGUGGGGAUGUAUAUAUUUAUAUCCAGUUGAGAAAAAGCGACAAACUCUUUCGUACUA